CUUAUAAGCUCCCUUCAAAUACUGGAAGGUCAUCUACAUAAUGAUACAAUGAAAAAUAAUAAGAGGAAAAUCUGCAUAGCAGCAUGAAUCCAAAAGAACUAGGCAGCUUCUCUGCUGCAAGCCCACUCAGCGCUACGGGGAGACAAACCGAGACCGCGGGGCCGGGCUGCAGGCCAGGGUGGGCGCGGCCGCUGGCCCCGCCAUUGACGCACCUGCGGCGGCCGCAGAGCCGGGUCGGUACGGCGCGGAGCGGCGGGGCCAUGGGCACUACGGCGGGGCAGCAGCUCCGAGCUCUCUUCUACGUGCUGCCGCCCGGCGAGAGCUCCUUCCGCACGCUGGAGGAGGUGCCCGACUACGUUCAGAAGAGUAUUCCAUUCUUCAUUGCUUUUAUUGUGUUGGAGUUUGCUGUCAGCUGGGUUCAGAAGCAUAAACUGCCAGGUCGAAUCAACGAUGGCAUAAGUUCUCUUUCAUUGGGUAUCCUGUCUCGACUUCCAGAUGUUUUAUUCAGAAGUGUUGACAUAGUUAGUUACAUCUAUGUAUGGAAUAACUACAGACUCUUUGAACUGCCCUGGGACUCACCAUGGACGUGGUAUUUGACGUUUAUGGGAGUGGACUUUGCAUACUACUGGUUUCACCGCAUCAGUCAUGAGGUUAAUAUACUGUGGGCAGCGCACCAGGUACAUCAUAGUUCUGAAGAUUACAACUUGUUCACAGCCCUGAGACAAUCCUUUCUGCAGAGAUACACCUCCUGGAUGUUCAACUUACCCAUGGCUCUUUUCAUUCCACCGUCAGUGUUUGCUGUUCAUCUGCAAUUUAAUCUACUUUACCAGUUUUGGAUACAUACAGAGGUUGUCACUAACAUUGGUCCAUUGGAGUGGAUUCUUAAUACUCCUAGUCAUCAUAGAGUUCAUCAUGGUAGAAAUCCUUACUGCAUUGACAAAAAUUAUGGUGGCACACUCAUUAUCUGGGACAGGAUAUUUGGAACAUUUGAGGCAGAAGAUGCUAAAGUUGUAUAUGGCUUAACACAUCCAGUAAAUUCAUUUGAACCCAUCCUGCUCCAGUUACGUCCCCUGGCUCAUAUUUGGAAUACGUUUUGGGCCACACCUGGAUUCUGCAAUAAGCUUUCUGUCAUAUUCAAAGGGCCAGGCUGGGGACCAGGCAAACCUAGACUUGGCCUUCCUGAGGAAAUCCCAGCGGUCACUGGAAAAGAAGUUCCCUUCAGUCCAUGUGUACCAGCUUAUCUUAACUGCUAUGCAGUGGUACAUUUUGCUAUAAUAAUGGAGUUGUAUAUUGAUCUUCUUGCUACUGUGACUAUGUUAUCGCAGGAAACUAUUUUACUGAGAAUUGGCAUUAUCAUUCUAUCUCUGACCUCUUUUGGAUUUCUUAUGGAGAACAGGCAAGAUAUAAAACCCCAAGCAGGAAUUUUGGAAAUCAUCCGCUGCUCAAUCUUCUUAGGAGUAUACAAACUUGGCUAUUUAAGAAAUCAGCUUUCUUUGUUGGACUACACGUAUGAAAUCUUGUUUUCCCUCUGCAUUGCAUUCUGGGGAAUUCAAAUUAUGAAGCGGAUCACUUCAUCUAAAGAUAAACAUCUCUGAAAGAACAGAUCUGACGCCACUUUAAUUAUGGAAACAGCACUUCGGAAUAAACUCCUAAGUUCCUUGGAAUUAAUCAGCUAUGACUCUUACUGAAUCAUAGUCAUUUUACAUAUCAUAGGAAGGGUUUGAUUUCAUAUGGAGGUUUGAAAGAUUCAUUGGGCAGCGAAUUUAUUUUUAUUUGAUUUUAAAAAUAUUUGAUUUGCCUCUCUAUUUAAAUAAAAUGUUCAUCCAUAACGUAUAUUUUUUUGCAUUCAAGGUAUCACAAUGUCUUAGAAGCCAUGUAAAAUUAAUUGCAUUUUGCAGUACUUUUAUUAGUAGUUUUAUUAGUAGUUAACCAUAUGUGAAAAGUAUUUUCAGAAUAGGAAUAAUUAAAAACAUAUUUGUAGCAAUCUGGUAUAAAGCAACCGGCUGAUAUAUGAAUAUCAGUUUUUUCCAUAAUGAUCUUGUGCAUUUUGGUGUUCCUAGCAUACAGCUUCAUGAAGAUGAAUAGCUGAGGCAAGAAAAUUAUUAAAAACAGCAUGAUAAAAUGUCUCAAACUAGUAUGAGUGGAAAUAUCUUCAGAAAGGUUGACGGAUAUAUGCAUUUUAUAAUACAGGCUUUCAGUUUAGACUGAAUUAUUUAAGGAGUACACCUGCAGUUGCCAACCUUAGAUACUGAUCAAGCCAGCACUUGCACACAAGUAUCCCAUUGACUAAUGUUACUCACAUGACAAAAUAUUUGCAAGGCUGGGCCCUUAAUUCCUCGUAAUUUCCUGCUGAGGUGAUCUCAGGGGAGAUGCACAUCUUUCAGGAGCUGCUGGAAAGAUGGUUUCUACUAAGAUAGGAAAAUUAAAUACAAAUGGUAAAGGGAGUCUUCAAACAGCAGGACUGGCAAAAAUACUGGAGCUAGGUUGUUUUUCUUUCCUCACGCUCUUCCAACUUCUUUUGGCUCCAAAACUUUUAGUAGUACUUAAAGUCAAGUAGCUAAAAAAUGCAAGCUGUCUUGCAUGCUUCAAGCUAGCAAUAAUACUUGGAUUAAAAAUGGUGUUGUUUUCUUUUUUUUUUUCAUUCUGUUUUCCUUUAGGAUAUUAAUGGCAUGCUAACAGAAUUCUCAUAUGAAACCAGCCUAUUUUUAAUUAACGCAUUUUUUCAGUCUUUAGCCAUAAAAGAUGCCACAGACUACGUAAUUGGAUGAUUCCAAUAAAUCAUCAGUCAGACGGUGAAGUUAUAUAAAUGAAAUUGAGACAGUGUCUUGUGGAAGUAUCAGCAUAAUUUUAUAUAAAUUUACAUAAAUUCUUACUUUGAACAACAAGUUUUAAGUUGCUCUGUAUUUAGAUCAAGUGACUUUUGCCCAUCACUUUAGAACCUCAAAUACUUAAUUGAGAAAGUAGGUGUUUGUUCAGUUAGACGUACUAACAUCUGGGCUGCAAAGUAAGGAUGAUACCUUCCUAAAUUUAAGGCAUGCUUAAAUAAAAGAUUUACUUGUGGAUCUUCUUCACUGUAAAUAAUGAGAAGAUUAAAAAAGAAUGGUCCAUGAAAUCAGUAGAGGAAAUUGUAUUUAAAAUACUUGUUUAAAAGUUUAAUUUGAAUGUGUACUCAUAAGCUGGUAUAAGUAAAUAUCUGUUUAAGAAAUGGGUAAGUACAAUUGUAUACCUCUGAGUACAAUCUCAUGAUUAACAUACUUGUGCAGAAGCCAGUUUCACUGUUUCUGACCAAAACUUACCAUCUCUUUGCCUGAAUUUCCCCAUCUGUGGAAUCGCAGUUAUGGCAAUACUGGUUGUGUCUCUUGCCAUAAUUAAAGUACAAAAUUUGGAUCAUUUCAAUACAAAACUAUUACUGGAUAUUUUAGAAAAUGGCAGAAUCUGAUUCCAGAAUUACAACACAAUCUACUAACUUUUAAAUUUACUACCUAAGUUAGUGCACCUGUACUUUCAAAAUUUGUAACACUGACAUCAACAUUACCUCAAAAAUGUUGAGGUCAAUUUAGUGACUGAGUACUAUAAUAAAGAGUCAUAUUGAAAGUCAGUUUCCUUUCCAAGACAAGAACAGGAUAAUGGGAUAGUAUCUUCUAGUUUUCUCUUGGUCAGCUGAGGUAAAACUCUAUGUAUCUCUUUCUGCAAUGGACUUUCAACUCUCUGUCUUACCAAUUAUAUUCAAGACACUGAAAAUCUGCAUUUAAAAAUCCAGUCUGUGAAGGAUAAUAAUGAAGAUCUGAAUUAAAUUUUAAAGAUAUAAUUAAUGCCAUUAACUUACAUGAAGAAAUGAAAGGAAUGUGAUUUCAAAAGUAAAUUCAAAAGUAAAUUCAGAUUGAGAUAUAAAUAUCUCAUUCCUAUCAGUGUUCAGAGAUAUUUGGACAAAGCCCUCAUUAGUAUGCUUUAAUUCAGCCCUGAAGAGGUCACGCAGUUGGACUAGAUGAUCUUUGAAAGUCGGUUCCUAGACCUCGAAUAGAGCCAUUAUUCAAUAUAAAUCACCAGUUUGUUAUUCUAUCACUUGCCUACAAAUAAAUGAAAAAAAUACAGAUAAAUGACAAAUACAACAGGCACAGUAGUUUAAGUAAUAUAUUAUUCGAGAGAGAACAGUUGUACCUGUAUGGGAUCCAUUCUAAUAAAUAAAAUAUGCAAAAUACAGGCAUGAGGUAUAAUCUAACCAUAUAAUUUCUAAAGCCUACUUAGAGAGACUGAACUCUACAGAAGCCUUACUUUCCUACCUUUAAAGUCUCUCACUUCUCAGCUUGAUGGGAAUUUGGAAAUGAAACAUUCCUCUGUUUGCCACCCCAAUUUGGCCAAAUUUUCUUGGGGGACCUACCGCUGGGAAUAUCUUACAUGUCUAACAGGGCUGUGUCCCUUUUAAAAACUUGUAACCUAGUCAUUAAAACAGAGGCCAAUUUAUUUUCUCUUUCCAAGGAAUUUUAAACCUCAGUUUCCUACUUCCAAGAGCUGCUGCCAUUAUGUAUUUUAUCAGAAUAAUGGUGCAGGAGAGGAGCAACUUGAGAGAAUGGUUCCUCUGGCUGAAGUCUCAAAGAAGUUCAUUGUUUUGGAUAUUCAAGACUCCUGUAUUUUAUAGUAAAGUCUGCUCUGUAUGUAUAAGCAAUUCUUUGGUUACAGAAUGGAAGUGAAAGUUUGCCUUUCCCAGAAAAGAGAGCUUCAUGGACAGGCUUGUAGAAACACC
Molecule: messenger RNA, 4741 nt
Organism: Numida meleagris (helmeted guineafowl)
Lineage: Eukaryota; Metazoa; Chordata; Aves; Galliformes; Numididae
Gene: AGMO
Product: alkylglycerol monooxygenase
Biological process (GO): lipid biosynthetic process
Cellular component (GO): endoplasmic reticulum
Molecular function (GO): oxidoreductase activity; iron ion binding
Source: RefSeq, a predicted model, not a curated record